This is a messenger RNA of Auanema sp. JU1783, 360 nucleotides long. Lineage: Eukaryota; Metazoa; Nematoda; Chromadorea; Rhabditida; Rhabditidae. The record is from the annotation of a GenBank genome assembly.
AUGGACGUCACUUCCUACUUAGUUUUUCUAUUUUUGCCUGCUUUUAUCUUCAUUACUGCCAUGUGUUUAUAUAAGAAAAUGAAAGAAUCAACGGAAUUGGAAGAGCGUCUAAGGAAUUCCGGAUAUCCUAAUCCGCCAGCCUUUGAAAGUCCAUUACCCAUUCAUCCGUCUCCGGUAACAGUUGCACCUGAUUACUAUCUAGCUUUACAAAUGAGGAGAGAAACUCGCAUUUCCUUAGAAGGAAAUCCAACGAACAACAUUCCAUAUCAUAUAUACAACGAGAUGUGUCAUCCUACUGGCCCAGCUAUGUUUUCUCCAUUUGAACCACCACCAUACUAUCCUGGAUUAGCUAAAAGCUAA